Molecule: messenger RNA, 3870 nt
Organism: Paramisgurnus dabryanus
Lineage: Eukaryota; Metazoa; Chordata; Actinopteri; Cypriniformes; Cobitidae
Source: RefSeq, a predicted model, not a curated record
GUUUAUUAUUGGAAUUUAUUCAAAACAUUUAGAAAAGAUACUUUAAAAGAAGGAUUUCACAGCCGAGGCGUCUUGCACUGUUAGCAUUGUUUAGCAAACAAAUAAACAGAUUAAGUAAACUGAGUAUUAUGUUAUUCAUGGACAGAACGAAAGAUGAAAACGACUCGAGGCGAGGCAGAUGCACGCUAGACUUGAAGUCUGCAGCGUUUUGAAGAGAAGGUUGGUAUGUCUGGACCCACCUGGCUUUCCCCAAGAACUCUGGGUAGCUCAGAUAGAGCCACAGCACCAAUGUCACACACUGGCCCUGCCAUCUACAGACCACCCAAAAAAGGUCUGCCCGACCAGAUGCCCAUGUAUAGCAUGUAUGACCAAAAUGGUGGAACAGGAGGAAACGGUAUGCCUGUAAGAUACAUGGCCACUGGACCCUCAGGAAAUAUGCAGCACCAGCAUCAAGAUGAUCGCUCAGGGUCAACAGCUUAUCACCCAGGGGACCGAUACUACACUCCAGGCCAGGGGCCCAAAGAGGACCACCACACGUGGAGCCCCCAUCUGGCCAACCAUGAGCUUCAUAAUCGGGGAUCAGAGAAGCACAUCUCUGCUAUUGAUGCCGAAAUAGACUCUCUUACAUCCAUGUUGGCUGAUCUGGACAGUCACCCUCAGAACCCAAGCACACAGUUGUAUGACAAUGUGCCUUACAGCAACCACCUUUCUAUUGACCGCUAUAAUGCACCCAACCAGGCGGGACCCCCACCGCCAAGCAGGCCAGCUAUGGGCUACCCUCCACAACUCCAGGGCCAAUACCACCCGUCUCCACCUUACACCACUACACCUCAGCAAGAAUAUGCUUACCCCCCUCCCUCCUCUGGUGUCAACAGACCUUACCCACAACCAGUGCCUGCCUCUUACACAACCGCAUCCACCCCCACCGGUCCACGUUUUACUGUACAGGUUAAAACUGCCCAGCCAGUGACCUAUUCUCAGAGCGGGCGACAGGCAGAGCAGGCUUACACCCCACCGCCGCCCCGUCAGCAUGCCUCCCGCCCCCCUCAGCAAGACCGUCCGCAUUAUCCUGAUUCACAGGGGCAGGGCUGGUACCCACCUCCACCACCCCCUGCCCAGGAACCUCAUGGAGAUCCGUCACUCUAUAAAGGGGGAUCAGGAAAUAUGCCAGGUGGGAGACCUGGCCAGGGACCACCUGUAAAGAAAGGCCAAGAACAAGUCUCAGCAUAUCAGUCUAACAAGCAGGGGUCAGCACAACGGCCAGAAGAGGAGUUGGAUCGGCUCACUAAGAAGUUGGUCUAUGACAUGAAUCACCCCCCUACAGAAGAAUAUUUUGGCAGGUGUGCUAGAUGUGGAGAUAAUGUUUUGGGGGACGGCAGCGGGUGUAUUGCGAUGGAGCAGGUGUUUCACGUGGAGUGUUUCACCUGUAUCACCUGUCACGCCCGUCUGAGAGGCCAGCCCUUCUAUGCAUUAGACAAGAAGAGCUACUGCGAGAGCUGCUAUAUAAGCACACUUGAGCGCUGUUCAAAAUGUUCUGAGCCAAUCCUAGACCGGAUCCUAAGAGCAAUGGGAAAGGCUUACCACCCUCGCUGCUUCACAUGCGUAGUAUGUGGAUGUUGCCUGGAUGGAGUGCCUUUUACCGUGGAUGCCACCUCUCAGAUCCACUGUAUUGAUGACUUCCACAGGAAGUUUGCCCCCCGCUGCUCUGUAUGUGGGCAUCCUAUAAUGCCGGAGCCUGGACAGGAGGAGACCGUGAGGAUUGUCGCACUGGAUCGCAGUUUUCAUGUGAACUGCUAUGUGUGUGAGGAAUGUGGACUUCUUCUUUCCUCUGAGGGUGAGGGAAGAGGCUGCUAUCCCUUGGACGGUCACAUUUUGUGCAAGAGCUGCAGUGCCCGUCGCAUCCAAGACCUCUCUGCUAAAAUCUCCACUGACUGCUAACAUCCCUGUGCCGUCUCCUUUUAACCUUUCUAUAUAAUAGAUAUUAUUCGGAAUGUACCACUGUCUAAAAAUCAUCACCUGGUAUUUUUACAAGUUUUCGACUUUUAGAUGUCACACAGAUUUGAAGACCUCCCACUCAGGGAUGCAGUAAACUAAAAAAACAAUAGCUCUUGUUCUUAGAUUAGUUUCACUCAAGUUGUUUCCUUUAAGAAAAGGUGGUGAAUAUAAUGUGAUGUUAUAUUGCGUGCAUGGGUGUGCGUGCAUGUGUGUGCGUGUAGUUACAAAAUGUAUACAGAAUGAAAGUGUUUUGAACAGGGUACAUUUCUAGCAUUUGGAAACACAGUUCCUGCCAUUUAAGUUUUACAAUAUAAAAACUCUCACGGUUAACAUAGCUAGGCAAAGCUUAAUUUAGACUAUAGUUCCUAAGUUUUGAUGGCGACUGGGGUCAUUUUGCAUUGUCCCCACACUCUCAGAAAACACAAAGGGUACAAAAGUUGUCACUGGAACUCUGAACCUUUGAUGUAUCGGUAUGCAUCUCUAAGGUACUAGUAUGCACCUUUUAGUGUACCUUUUUUUGAGAGUUCACUCCGACCUCCAUUUGACUUCAUCUCCACUCUUAUCCUAUGCUGAGCACAAUAGUGUCCUGUACUCAUUAUUUUGACACUUGAAUCGUAUGAUUGUGGUUACUGAAGGAUAUUAUCACUGUAUUUCAUUUACUGAGUGAUUAUUAUGAUAAAAAGUUGGAAAUAUUAACAUAGGCAGCUCUUGGCUCUGAUAUUGUCGUUUCAACCAGCUUAGGUUAAUAUGAAUGCUUUGUCACCUUAAAACUAUUAUAAGCCAUAACCUGUUAAAUAGGAAUAAAGGGUUCGUGUAACAUCACCUCUUAAAUGAAGGAAAUCUCUUGACUUGAGAUAUUAGUUAGUUGUCAUGUAAAGUGUUGGGUGUACAGUAAACCUACUGUGUUAGAUCACUAAUAGGUUGAUGUAAAUUUGAAUAUUAAAUCCAGAUUGAAAAUGGUGCUUUUGAGCUGAUUUGUUGGUCUGAUUAGUAAAAGGGAGCGAUGGUUUAACUUGAGAACAGUAGUUGACGUUUGCAGCUGCUAGGGUAGAUAACUGAAUAAUGUGACUUAGAAUUUAUUCGAUUUGAUCAAAGUCUUGGUCAGUUUUAUUACUAAAUAUCUAUCCAUUAAUGACUAACAAAAGAAAAAUGGAAAAGUUGCUGAUUUUACCCAUAGUUACGUUGCUUUAAUUUGAUUGUUUGUUACAUUUAAACAAUGGUCAACAUUCAUCUGUUACCUGUCAAGGUGUCAAUCAAGGCUUUGAUUGUCUAAAAAAACUAUUUACGGUAUAAUGUUCAAAUGAACAGUGAAAGUUAUCCAGAAGCUAUAAGCACAAAACUGUUUAGGUGGCUGUGUGCUUUAUUUAUUGACUUGUUUGGUAUUAAGAUUGCUUCAUAAUAGAGUCCAUCUGAAAUAAUUUGCUGCCAAAAAUUGCUUUAUUGUGAAAAUCACUUUGCCACUUUGCUUACGUAUUUUUCCAACAUGUUAGAAAGCGUCCAACAACUCCCUCUAUGCUGUGGUGUUAUUUUGCUUUCCUUUGUGGAUUUUUGCCAGAAAGCAUUUUCUGAAACGGUUUUCAUCAUAGAUGAUUACUAAUUCAUAAGCAUCCCUGAUUUCAGGGCUGUUUUGGAUGAAUGUUGCAUUUAUUAUUUUUUUCUCUAAUAUUCAUAUUCAUAAGCACCCUGGUUUCAGGGUUUAUUGGAUGAAUGUUGCAUUUAUAUUUUUUUCUCUAAUAAUUGAUUUUACAGAGAGAAAAGGUGUUUUUCAUAAAUUCAUAUCUGUUUGUCCAGCAUGUUUUUUGUCCAAUGUAUUUGUACUUAACCAUGUUCUGAAAUAUGAUCUGAUGAACUGUGAAAAAUAAACAGAAAAGCUUU